Molecule: messenger RNA, 1935 nt
Organism: Babesia bigemina
Lineage: Eukaryota; Apicomplexa; Aconoidasida; Piroplasmida; Babesiidae
Product: ataxin-2 N-terminal region domain containing protein, putative
Exons: 4
Coding region: 1-1935 (644 amino acids)
Biological process (GO): cytoplasmic stress granule assembly
Cellular component (GO): cytoplasmic stress granule
Molecular function (GO): RNA binding
Source: RefSeq, a predicted model, not a curated record
AUGAUGCGUAAUUCGGGUAGCGGUCACCCGCACGGGCAUGCUGGUAACACACACAAAGGCGACAAGCGCGCGUCAACGCUUGCGCGCGUCAACGAGGAGCGUUUGGCCUACGCUAUCUCGUGCCUGGUGGGCAAGGACGUUGUCGUGCACAUGAACGGCGGCCGCAUCAUGAAGGGCACCUUCCACUCGUGUGACCCCGUGCCGCGCCCGACCAAGGCCUAUGACAUUGCUUUGCGCCAUGCGCGUGCCGUCCAGAACAAGAGCGAAGACAGCGGUUCUGGCAGGCAGUACGUGGUCUUCGGCACGGACUACCAGUACGUGGUGGCCAGCGGCGUGUCGAUGGGCCCCUCCGCCAAGGAGUCGAAGUCCGCGAACGCCGCGUCCGCUCCGCCGGCGGGCGAGGGCGGCGCUUCGAACAAGCGCUCGGGCUCCGGCAAGUUCAAGACCGACACUGAGAUUUCCGGCUCCAAGGGCCAGCGCCACAGCGACAAGCUCGUGGAAUGGGCGUCCGAGGCGCCCGUCGCCGACAAUCAGCUGUACGUGCUGGAGGCCCAGCGCAAGACCGAGUGGGACCAGUUCGAGUCCAACCGCAAGGACUUCGGCGUGGAGAGCACCUACGACGAGAGCCUGUACACCACCGAGCUUAACAUGGACGACGUGCCGCAGCGCAUCCAGGACCAGGCGACGAGGCUUGCGUCGGAGAUCCUGGGCAGCAGCGGCGAAGGCGGCUACUCGCAGCUGGAGAGCUACCUCGAGCAGGAUGAGGACGCCGUGAACAACGCCGUGACGGAGCAGAUCGUCAAGAAGGCGCUGGCGCGCAACUCCCGUGAGGAGAGGCGAGAGGAGAAGCGCGAGGAGAAACGGGAGGACCGGCGUGAAGACAAGCGGGAGGAGAAAUAUUCACAGGGUAACAAGGGCAAGACCCGCUCUUCUGGUGGAGACGGCGCUGCGGGCGGCCACAACUCACGCCCCGCGUCGUCCAGUCGCGUCAUGUCGUACAAGGAUAUCAUAGCCAACAGCUCGACCUCCCCGUCUCAGUCGCAGAAGGGUGCGGCCACGCAGGACAACACCCCGCAGCAGGGCGGCCACGGGAAGGGCGCCGGUCACGAGCGUGACUCAGCGCAGCACACGGUACGUUUCCGUGACGCAUUUCCCGCAACUGUCUUUCAGCAAACCUCCACCGCUCGCUCUGAUGUAAAUCGCGGCCGCGCGGCGAACGUCGAAGCGCGCGGCGGCGAGCAUGGUGCUGAGGAGUCACGCAAGGGCGAGCGUGGCGGCGCGUCGCACCCUCAGAAAGCCGAGGAACGCGCCGCUGCCAAGCCUGCGGUUGAAACCAAACCGGCCUCCCCCGCUUCCCAGACGAGCGGGACCAUCAAGAAGACGUUCACAUUCAACCCGAACGCCUCCAGUUUCACCCCGUUUUCGGCUGCUCACAUUGCCGUGCGCCUAGCAUCCCCGUCGCGUCGCUCGGGCUCCCGCUCUCCCAUGAGGCAGGCCCAGGGCCCUCAGAAGGCUGGAUACCCCGUGCUGGACGUAUCUGCCUACACCGUGCUGACCUGGCCGCUGACCGACUAUGGGCUCGAGGACGGUUGGCAGAACUGCAGCGACGUUACGUACCGUAGCGUCAUCGGCGACCUGAGCCAGUAUUAUGCCGCUCCCGGCAUCGUAGCUAUGCGUCCUCAGCACCCUAUGGUCGCCUCAGCAGGCAUGACCACGGUCCUGUUGCCGCAGGCCGGGCCGGUCACGUACCCCGCCUACCAGCUCGGAGGGAUACCCGUCAACAUGGUUCCCUACAACCGGCAGGUUACCCCCAAGUUCUUUGCGCGGCAGGCGCAGCAGCCCAUGCAGCCGAUUGUGCCUGCACGGAGGCCAAUGAACGGCGCCACGACGCCUUCCAUUGGACAUGCGCAGCCGCAGGUGAAGCCCAAGCUAUGA